CCUUUAGUUUAGCAACAAGACCUUGUGAAUUAAUUCUCAACGAUGAUCGCCUUUACGAUUUUGCUGUGUAGUUUAGUUAUUACUCUCCCCCAGAUAGCCCUGGGUCUUCGGUGUGAACUAUGCGAGUCCAGCAUCGGAUGGGAUGAUUGCGUUGACAACUCACACGUGGAGACCUGCAGAAUCGACCGGACCCGCGAACAGCUGCAGAAAUUGGACUAUCAUUCGAAGGUCACAACUACCACCGUCAAACCCAUAACCGAGGAUGACGCGGCUUGCCUAAUGGUGGAGCUGACCGUGCUCGCCACCAAAGAAUCCAUCUUUCGACGGAGCUGCACCUACGAUCGGAACCUGUGCGAAGGCUGGGAUACCACAGCAGUUCUCGUUAAGGAGUGCUCUAUUUGUGCCCCAAAGGGUAAUUCUACGGCAUGUGUAGAGAAUCAUGUUGUGAUGGUGCCAAACGUGGCUGGUGCUGCAGGCAACGGCAGCACCGCAGCGCAUCUUCCGAUUCCGGUUGAACCAACGAUUGCACUCGGACCAAAUCUCACCUGUGUGUUUCAGCUGUCGAGCAGCACGUGUCCAAUAGUGCAUCUUGCUUUCAUGUUACUAGCGUUGCUGAUUAGUUUGAGCAUUUAAUUGUUCGCAUUUGCAUGAAAGGAUUUCAGUGAUGUUGGAAUAAAACCUCGAAUGUGUAAAUGUGUCGUCUUCCGCUAAACCUUUCUUUUUCAAUAGCAGUUUGUUGCGGAUGUAGGCUUAUAGCAACGUAAUCAUUUAAUCAUUUCGAUGCACACAUUAUGGUUGUAUAAAAACGGCAGCAGCAAAGAA
This is a messenger RNA of Wyeomyia smithii (pitcher-plant mosquito), 822 nucleotides long. RefSeq lists its product as uncharacterized. The record is from RefSeq and is a predicted model, not a curated record. The coding region runs from base 43 to 633 and encodes 196 amino acids. NCBI's taxonomy places the organism in Eukaryota, Metazoa, Arthropoda, Insecta, Diptera, Culicidae. The transcript is spliced from 2 exons.